Messenger RNA from Pocillopora meandrina, 7166 nucleotides. NCBI's taxonomy places the organism in Eukaryota, Metazoa, Cnidaria, Anthozoa, Scleractinia, Pocilloporidae. The record is from the annotation of a GenBank genome assembly.
AUGGCGGAUGGGGUAGCACCGAAUCUGCGUUACGGUGGAAAAGUGGCCAUCGUUACCGGAGGCUCCAAGGGAAUUGGGGAAGGAAUUGUGAGAGAAUUUGGUAAAAAUUCACCCCUCGUUAUUCUUAGAGGGGUGUUGUUACCUUCGUUGAAGCAGUUGCUCUGUAGAAUUUACGUAAAUUGCUUGAAUGCGGUUGCAAUUAAAAGUAAAUGACUGCAGCUACUUGUAGAGGUGUCACGGUGACGCCUAAAAAUUGCAUGAAUUAUUGGAGAAAAUUUCUAGCGUUAGAAUUAGUGAUUUUACCGGAUGAGACUGAAUAUAUAAAUUUCCACACUGGAAUUUAUUUCGGCAUUGUGAAGACUAGAUGAUAGCCUCUUUUGGCUUUUCACUUUUAGACCACCUUGCAGCACUCUAGCAGAUUGGGGCUUUCAAAUUUGCAGAUAUUAUUUUCUGCGUUUUGGGCGGAUGCAAAACUGUUCUGCAAAGAGUAUCAUGUGACCUGGCUGUGGCAACAAAAUCAACAAAUUACGUCUACAGUGAUAAUGGACGUUAGAGAGUCAAUAGGAUACACCCAGUCAGCGGGUUUAAAAAUUUGCCAGCUCAAAAAGAGCACAUACCCCAGUAUUUGCACAGUGAUGUAUGAUUUAUUUCGAAUGAUUUUUCAUAUCUCUAGUGAAAGCUGGUGCCAAAGUGGUCUUCUGUGCAAGAGGUGGUAAGUAGUAACUCUGUUGUUGUGCGUACAAUAAAUACUUAUGGCUACAGCUGUAUCCAACUUCAGCAGAUUUCAAACUAGAUCAACAGCUUGCUACUUCAGCUAGUUCACAGAUACUCCUUUAAAAAAUUGUGAAUUCAAAAAUUCAAAUUGUAUGUGACAUUUCUCAUUCAUAACUUUUUCAAUGGUAACCUAGUUCAUAGUUAAAGGUCAAACUCUUAUGUUGAUAGAAAUAAGAGAGAUGGUAAGUUUUGAGCUCAGUAAAGAAAUAAAGAAAGAUGUUUUUCAUCCUGUCACAAGCAUGGGACAAAGAAAAAAUUCUGAGUCCUCGUGAGGAAGCAAACCUCAGACCUUCAGAUUCCACACUCUGAUGCUCUACCACUGAGCCACAGAGACUCCACAGUGAGUGAGGUCUAUUAUUUUGUCCCCUACUUAUGACAAGAAGAAAAACAUCUUUCUUUAAAAUCUUAUGUUAUUUGCUGAAUUAGUUGGAUUCACAUAUAGAAGGAAAAAAUAAACUUGCAAAUCCUCCACACAACUUUCUCUCUUUCCAGCUCUUACAGUGUGGCCUUAUUUGUCUUGAAUAUGAUCUGUAAGUGGCAAAAUGAUCAGAAAUUGAGGCAAGAAAAACUCAUGUGAGCCAAAAUAAUGGGCCUGGGGUGUUCUGGUCAAAAUUAUCAUUAACCCUUUAACUCCAAGAUCUAAUUGUUAAUUCUCCCCCCCUAGCUGCCACACAUUUCCUUGUAAAUUAGUUAUGAGAACUUGGUGCUAGAUCAAGAUAGCAGCUUCUACCUGAUGAGUUUGAAUAUUCUCAUUACCUGUUUGCUGAAUAGAGUUAUGGAUAUUGUAGGGAAAAGUUUUAUGUUAAUCACUUCUGGGAGUUAAAGGGUUAAUUAAUUGGUGUAAAUUGAAAAAUGCAUUUUUCAUCUGUAGGUCAAUCCCAAAUUGAUUUUAGCGACCAAAUUAAAAAUGAUAUUAAUGCUAAUUAAAUUGAACUCAGAAUUGAAUCACAAAUCAAUUUUUGUUCUUUUUACAUGAUUUUAGUUGAGGAUGGAAAAAAACUGGAAAAAGAUGUCACUGAGAAGGGUCCAGGAGAAGGGUACUUUAUAAAAUGUGAUGUUAGUAAAGAAGAAGAUAUUAAGGUAUGUUGGAUCCAUUUAAAACCUAUCUGUCAUUGUAUGAUUUUAAUUGAGAUGGGUCUAUUUAAGUUAGUUGCUUAUCAACUAAUUAAUUAGAACUAACCUCUACCAAACAUUAGUGGAUUUUGUGUUUUUGUUAACCUUGUGUUGUUAAUGAGAAGCAGGCCCUAAAUGUUCCAGGUCUUUUGAGUACAUUAAUGAGGAUGGUCUGGUCCUAUAGGCUUUUGGGCUUCAUUGAAUUUGCUUUUUACUUUAUAGAAUUUGGUAGAUAAGACUGUGGAAAAGUAUGGCUGUAUUGAUUGCCUCAUCAACAAUGCAGGAUGGCGUAAGUUCAUAAAACUGUGAUGUCUGAUUGUUUAUCAAAAAAUAGAAUGUAGCAUAUGAAUGAAGCAGAUUAUGAGAGGUGUUAUUACAAUAUCCUAGAAGAAGUCCUUCCUAGCACUGGUUCCUUAAAAUAGUAAGAUGAAGAAAAUCCAGGCAGAUUAACAGUUUAAUUGCUUUGUAGAAGUUUUUCCAUGGCCUAUUUGAUAUGCCAUAAUUCAAUCACUCAUUGAAUCUUCAUUAGACAAUUUGAAUUUCUUGAUAGAUCCUCCGGAGGGAAAAACAGUGGAUCACACCACAGUUGAUGAGUUUAAAAAUCUGCUAAAUCUUAACCUUGUGAAUUAUUUCAUCUUUUGCAAGGUAAGUGUUAGCCAAGAGACAUGAAGUCAAAUGUUGUAAUUAGGGACAGAGCCAGGUUGUAAAGCAUUAUGUAGCCUUGAUUUUUAGUGGGUACAGUUCAUUCAUGAGAGUGGCAUGUAGUUAACAUGGUGAUGGUAUAAAUUUUGAGUCCUGUUUACAUUGUACUUUGUGACUCUGUGUUAAAUUUUGCCAUUUUAGUUUGCUCUGCCUCAUCUACGCAAAACAAAAGGGAGCAUCAUCAAUGUUUCUAGUUUAGUGGCACAGAUUGGUCAGCCUGGUGCUGUGGCAUAUGUAGCAAGCAAGGUAAAUGCAAUGUUUAGGAAAAAAAACUACCUCUUGUCAUGGAAAAGUGUGAUGCAUAUUCUAUUAGGUGAGGUUUGUGUUUAGGGAGAAUGACCUGAGUUGUAAUAACUAGCAUCUUAUGAUUAGUCCAAACACUUAGCCUAUAACUCCUAAGAUCUGAUUGUUAAGUCUCCCUCCCUAGCCCUGACACAUUUUCUUGUCAAUUAGUUGCAAGAAUUUGAUGUUAGAUUAUGAUAACAACUUUUAUCUGAUCAGUUUGGGUAUUCUCAUCACCUGUUUGCUGAAUAAUUUAUGGAUUAUCAUAGAGAGAAGUUGCAUAUUAAUGAUACUACAUGUAUAUUAUAUCGAUGAUAUAUUAAAUGGUAAAUAUAAACAAGUUUCACUGCUCUUUCCUUAGAAAAGAAGUAAGUCAAAAACAUAAUUAAUUAUAAAAUGAAAUAAAAUUAGGGCAAUUUUGUGCUGUAGCAGCCAACUCUGUUAUCAACUGAGACAUUUCCCAGGUUAGCAUUAACUUUGUGCUUUUAAAGAAAACUGACAAAAAUGUUACUAUUACCUUUGUUCAGUCAUACUUAAAUUGUUUUCAAGGAGUUUAGUCUGUUUCAAAUCCCCACAGUGUGCACUAAGCAGAUAAAAUCAAGACACAUUAUUUGGAAUGCUUUUUCACAGGGUGCCAUUACUUCAAUGACCAGAGCUCUAGCAGUUGAUGAGGCAAAACAUGGAGUGCGAGUCAACAGGUACUGAAACAUUUUUAACGAAGUGAGGUAAUAUUUGCACUCACCAGAAAACAGAGAGUGCUAUUUGACUGAGAGUUAUAAAUCAAUGAUCAGAGCUCUAGAAGUUGAUGUGGCAAUACAUGGAGUGCAGAUCAACAUGUAGCAUUCUGAAACAUUCUGAACCACUAGAUGAAACAUUCCAAACCAAAUUAGACAACACUUACCUCGUUGAAAUAGUAUGCUUUUUGAUUGAGUGUUGUUAAUUGAUACAGAAUGAGUUAAAUUGACUGCAGAGGCAAUCAGAAUGAUUAAAUACAUUUAACAAUAGUAGAUGUGAAUGGAAUAUCAAGCCAAAUGAAUGAGAAUUUAAAAGUAAACACAAUCAUGUAGCUGACAUUUAGUAAUAGGUUAUAAGAAAGGGGUUAAGUUUUCCAACCAAUUUCUAAGGUAAGGAAAGCAAAAUCAGUACUUUGCAGGAUUUUUUUUUUAGCACUGAACUAAACAUUUCUCCAAUCUGGUCAGUUGCAUUUUUUUAAUAGAUAUUCUCCUUGCAUGUAAAAUGAUACAUACAAUACAUGCAACAGAGAUUUUGCAACUUAGCUUUAGGAAAACUAAAUGUGUAAUAAUACUUAAAGGGAGCUACUGAUAUAUCAAAGAAAAGCAGGUAAUACAAUAUUAGUGUUAGUAAUAUUUACAAUGUCUUAAAAAGCUAACACUAUAAAAGAAAAAAAAGGGAAAAAAUUAUGGUGUUGAUUUAUUCUCAUACAUUUACACUUAAAUGAAAUUGUGGAAAUAUUGGUAUAAUCUGACUGCGAUGAGGGAGAAAUUUAACUUAUGGAGUUCAUGCAAAAAUGAAUUUGAAAAGAUGAUGUGUUUCUGUUCAAAUUCAGUGUCUCACCAGGAAAUGUAUGGACUCCAUUGUGGGACCAGUUAGCCAGAAGUUCAGGAAAUUUUGAAAAGAGUAAAAAGGAUGGUGAUGAAGCACAGGUAACUCAAACUGAUUUUUUUCUAGACUUAUUCUAAACCUAAAGCUUUCUUUUCUUAUUUUCUUGAACAAUUUAGCUUUGCCAUGUUGAGCUUGGCAAUGUGGACUUUCCCUGCUCAACCUUGUUAUAUCACUUUUAGGGGUGAAAUGGUUAGGCUGAAGGUAAUAAAUGAAGAGGAGCCUGAUAUUUUGGAAAAUUUCCAGCUUCAUAGAGAAAACCUUAAAAUGAUCAUUUACUGAGGUGAAAAACAUCAAAAAACAUGAUUAACCAAAAGGAAACUAGGAUUUUUAAAAUGGAGAGGAUGAGCACAAUUUAUUAAUGACAAUCUUGGAAAUCAUUUGCUAAAAUUUCCUUGAUACACAGAUCAUGAGGUAGGUUCUUUAACCCUUUAACUCCCAAGAUCUGAUUGUUAAUUCUCCCCUCUAGCUGCGACACAUUUCCACGUAAUUUAGUUACAAGAAUUUGGUGUUAGAUCAAGAUAACAACUUCUACUGAUAAGUUUGAGUAUUCUCAUUACCUUUUUGCCAGAUGAUAUAAUGGUUAUUAAAGGGAGAAGAUAUAUGGUAAUCACUUCUGGAUGUUAAGGGGUUCAUACACAAUCUGCUUUUUGUUGCUUCUUUCUGACAGUUGAUGGGUCGCAUGGGAACUCUUGAGGAAUCUGGUCAAGCCUGUUUAUACCUGGCUGCUGAGGCAACGUUUACAACUGGUAUUGAUCUGUUAUUGAGUGGUGGUGCAGAGCUGACUUAUGGGAAGAAAACGCAAGUGGAGAGUGCUUAGAAAAAACAUUUAUACCAGUAUAUUUUGUAUAAUGAUCAAAUUUCACAACAAGCCAGUUCCAAUUUGAAAACUCUUCAAUCAUCUUCAAAGUGAUUCUUUGAGCAAAAACCACUCCUGUCAAAGUUAGUUUCAUCUGCAGGAUGGUAACAAAAUUGUUUUUCCAUAGCCUAGUUUUAUGACAAAGACUAGCUUUUUGUUAAUGGCCAUUUGAAAUUUAGUAAGGUUUUAUCACGUUAGAGACCAGUCAUUACUACACUUGGGAGGAUAAGGAUUUUUGGGGGGAUUACAUGGUUGCAGGGGGGACGGAGGGAGGAUCAGUCAUUGUCAACAGAGUACAAAGUGGGGGGCGGGAGAGAUGUAAAAAUUAUCGGUCAAGUAACUGCCAUUGAAAGGGGGUGGGGUGGGAAAUGAUGAGAAUAUUACAGAGCCUUAUGGGAAGGAUCAGGAAAAUUUUGUCUUGACUCAUCCAACUUUCAGCAACCAUACUCCCCCCUCCCCAAACCUCCCACUCCCAUGGCAAUAAGAAAUUACCGGUUUCUUGGUGUCAUGCUUUUUUUUAACGCUUUGGCUCACACCUUUGACCAAGAUCUUACCUCCUUCUUAAAUCUUAAUAUAUUGUAAAAAGAUUGGUUAUGGGAAUACAGGCAAUAAUCAAUUCAAGAUAGUACUUUGAUUAUUCAACUAAUUCUUAGAACCAAAAUGUAGAGAAAUGUAUAAUAGUCACUAGGGAGAAUUGAUAUUAAGAUCUUGGUGGUCAGAGGGUUGAAGAUGUAUUGUCGAGUUAGGUAGUAAACGCUUUUACUUGUAGAUCUAAGGUAUUGUGAAGUUUUAGUUUGAUAACAUUUGAGGACGCAAGCGAUAAAGUAGAGAGAGGUUACUUAUUUUAGAGUGCAUCUCGAUUGGGUGUCAUAAAACCAAAACUAACAAACCACUAACAGUGACCGAUAAAAAGAAAACAAAUGGCUUGAAAAGCCAACGAGGAUUCAAAGUUAAAACACCCAACUGUCUAAAGCGCGGGAAAACGCGGGCGACCCCGUCGUGAUUGGUUUUAGUUUUGCAUCUGAUUGGUUGAGAGAGUGGCGCGAGUUGUCUUGACCAAUCACAGAUCGAAGUGAAGCAAAACCAAUGCAAUCCUGGAUGACUUUCGACACUCAGUUGAAAAUGACUCCAUGAGGGCUUUUGGUCUCAUAUUAAUUGAUUCAACUUUUACUUGAAAUGUCACACAAUCUAGUCAUGUUCAGUAUUUUCAAUUUGUAUUAUUUCUUGUGACGGGUUUUCGACUGCAUUUGACAGCGUUCAGAUACGAUUUCAUUAAAAUAAUUUUUGAUGAUACCGGUAAUUAAAUUUUUUUAGUAAUUAGAUAUCGUAUGAUAAAGCUCCUUUUAAAAAGAUAAAUUAUUAGGUUUGGAAUAUUAAAAAAUAAUUGACAACUUUUAAACGAGCGGACUGUGCGCAGAUUUCUUAAGGGUGCGUUUUUCAGCCGUAGGUGUACAAACGGGGAAGGACUUCAGGAGUUUGGGCUCAAGAAGGGUUGAGAGAGGAAAACUAUCAUUACGAGCCUGAAAGUGUUUCACGACUGUUUUGCCAUGGAAAAAUGUUUUAGAGAUUACUUCAGAUAAUUGCUCCUCUGCCGUAACCCAGGAGUUUCUUUUAUUCUUCUACGAGAUGUAUAAGGGUUGGAGAAGUGUGUGAAAGUUUCCCCUUUUUAGCAGAGUUGAACCAGCCUUUGGACCGGUGUAUUUCCGUACGAAACAUUGCCAAAGCCCUCCUCUCUCCCGCACCUCCUUUGGUUCCCUUUUUCGAGCUGAACGUUGGCAACUGAAGCUCUUAAAAAGUGCAUAUAUUCGAAGGACAU